AGCUUGUGACGCGCACAAAAAACGUCACAAAUGCGCCAAAAUAAAACGUGGACUCGAGCUGCUCGUUCGUUGAGUUGGUCUGUUUGUCGCUGCCAGGCUAACCGGACCAAUGACUCGUGUUAUCCGACAUUAUAAAGUCACUGGGAUUUAAAUGCCGCCAACUCGGCUCCUGCACGUCACAUGACAACAGCGGUGUGUUCACAGAUGGCUGACGACAACACGGAAAAGCAAGCUUCGGCGGAGGAAGACCGAAGCGAGAAGACCGUGAGCAGUCCCGGAGACACGGAAAACCAGGUUCUGUCCAAGAGGCAGAGGAAGAAGCUCAUGAAGCAGCAGAAGUGGGAGGAAGAGCGGGAGCAGCGGAAGCAGAGACGAAAGGAGAGGAAGCAGCAGCGUCGACUGCAGAGGCAGAGUCACCAGGAGGGCGGAGAGGUUCAGAGUGCCCGCAAACGUGCGCGCAGAGAGGCCACGCCCAGCUCUCUGAGGCUGGUGGUGGACUGCAGCUUCGACAGCCUCAUGCUCAUUAAGGAUGUCCACAAACUUCACAAACAGAUCCAGAGGUGUUACGCAGAGAACAGACGAGCCUCGCAUCCAGUGCAGUUUUACCUGACGAGCCUUGGAGGACAGCUGAGACAGAGCAUGGAUGAAAAGGACAAAGGCUGGGUGAACUGGAAGGACAUACACAUUCAAACGGAGCACUACACUGAGGUGGUGUCCCAGGAGGAGCUGGUCUACCUCACCUCAGACUCUCCCAACGUGCUGACAGAGCUGGAUCCAAGGAAGGCCUACGUGAUAGGAGGCCUGGUGGACCACAACCACCACAAGGGAGUCACCUUUGAGAGGGCCAAAGAGCUGGGCAUCAGCCACGCCCAGCUCCCUCUGAGCAGCUUCGUCAAAAUGAACAGUCGGAAGGUUCUGGCUGUUAACCACGUGUUUGAGAUCAUCCUGGCGUAUCUGGAGAAAGGCAGCUGGCAGGAGGCCUUCUUUACAGUCCUGCCUCAGAGGAAGGGAGUGGUAGCAGUCGGCUGGGACGCCACAAAUCCUCCGAAAAAAGACGAUGAGACGGACUCUGAUUCUGACUCUGACCCAGAAGCUACAGCUCAGACGGAGGGACGAGCUUAGCGUUGGUGCCGAGUGGACAAUACGUUUGUUUUUGGUUUUUUAAGUGACGUGAAAAUGAGAUGGUUUAGAGAAAUUUCUGUUUCUUGACCGUUUAAGUAUUUAUUGAAAAGAUUUCUGAGUUAAUGUUCGAGACGUUGGCAGUUUAGCUGUUUGUUGUUGCAGCUGAAGCUGACAGAUGCUAACCAGAGUUCACCCACAGGACGGACACUGGGUCCACUCACUCCUCUUACGAUGAUGAUGAUGACGAUGGUUCACAAUCUUCUACUUUAUACUUUUGGAGGAAAAAGCACAGAAAUGAAUAUAAGAAGGAAAAAAACAAGAUGCCAUCCAUUAAACGGGUUAAAGCGAGAGUUUGAUGCAUUCACAUGAUACAUGUUCAGGAGUUUCUGACACAGGUUUGCUCCUCAGUAACUCGAAGGUUACGGCUGUGAUAUGUUGUGUAUAAAUGUUCGUUUUGGCUGUAGGAAGUAAACCUGGAAGGUGCAGUAUCCAUGGUAACGAGUAAAUCUGACCCCAAACCAGAGGGGCGUAAUCACCCAUGCAUGACCCACAGACGCACUUUAACGCGCAGCAGACUGCAGUGUGUUAGAAGCUGCUGAUGGUUAACACCAACCACACGUUUAUUCUAUGAAACGCUCUGCAGUAACACAACAGGAGUUAAUGUGAUAACAACUGUUGGCACUGCUGUACACAGGACACAGCUGACAUUCACCACUGAUACCUGCAUAUUAUUAUAUUGUGCUCUUACUGACUUCCAUCCAUGGCAGAGAAUAAAGUCUGUGCUCCCGUACAGUCUGCAUCAGGGCUGUUUAUCACGCCAUCGCUCUGCUCUGUAGCCCGAGUGAAUGUCGGCGCGCGCUGCAGUAUGUUCUACAGCUGCAGGUCAAAAUGAAUAGAAAUACCAAUGUUCUGCAUCAGUUGGUGAUUCUUUCUGCUUUAGCUGUAACAUUUAAGCACACGCUGACAGCUUUGUUAACAGUUUCUGUCACAGAGUCGGUUAAAGCCAGCAGGUGGCAGGAGGAGCUGUUAGAGUGCAGCGCUGGGGUCACUCCUGUGUUAGCACAUUUUUCCAGUUAAAACAUUUUUUGCUGUUUGAAUUCGACUAAGAACAAAAGCAGUGACUUAUUAACAGUUAUGGACAAACACAGUGUAAAGAUGGAGAACGUUUCAGUGUUUGUGAAACCAGAUGUUUCUAUGCACAUGUUGCUGCAGGGCAUCACAGGUGCUUCACUGAGUGAAGGUGAGUGAUCUGACAGGAAAGCCCAUGUAUGGUCCUCUCAGGCUGAUGAUCAGUUUUCUCAUUGUUUCAUUACAUCUGCAGCUGCAUGUCUUGGCCGCUGUGGUAAAGCUGAGCAUCAACUGAUAGCAUCUACUGAUAAGUUGGGUUAGCAGGCAGAGGGUGACACUGCACAGGCCUGACACAUUCAAACCCUUAGGCAGCAUCAUUCAAAGGCACAGCAUACAUCUUCACUGCAAUGCAGAUAAAACUUCAUCUGAAGCCGGUGUUACACACUAACCAGUGAAACUACUA
Messenger RNA from Oreochromis niloticus (Nile tilapia), 2653 nucleotides. It is a transcript of the gene trmt10a, whose product is annotated as tRNA methyltransferase 10A. Gene Ontology annotation, biological process: tRNA N1-guanine methylation. Bases 181 to 1122 code for a protein of 313 amino acids. NCBI's taxonomy places the organism in Eukaryota, Metazoa, Chordata, Actinopteri, Cichliformes, Cichlidae. Gene Ontology annotation, molecular function: methyltransferase activity; tRNA binding. The transcript has 7 exons. Gene Ontology annotation, cellular component: nucleus; nucleoplasm; cytosol. The record is from RefSeq and is a predicted model, not a curated record.